GUUGUACGCGCGGCGCCACGGGUACCGAAUGGUGGUGGAGAACGGAUCCAAGUACACUCCGGACAGACACCCGUCGUGGUUCAAGGUGCCGUUCCUGCAGUCACAGCUGGCGUGUUGCUGCGAGUGGGCCUUCUUCCUCGACUCAGACGCCUACAUGCGCAUGGACCACCACCGCCUCUCCAUCCCCACCUGGAUCCAAUCCAUCAACCAACCUAGCUACUUCUCCUGGCUGCUGAGGGACAAUCUCGCCAGCACAUAUACAGCCAG
Molecule: messenger RNA, 267 nt
Organism: Closterium sp. Naga37s-1
Lineage: Eukaryota; Viridiplantae; Streptophyta; Zygnematophyceae; Desmidiales; Closteriaceae
Source: the annotation of a GenBank genome assembly